AUGUCAUUACGAUUUGUGUCGCAUCAUAUACUCUUUGCUACGGUCUUCACCUUUUGUAUUGUAAUCCUGUUUACUUCGUAUCGGCUGCACGGCCAUCCGACCACUCAAACCACUGCCUCAUCCUCAUCCUUGGCCGCGCCAGCCAAAGAAGUCUUACAAUUCGAUCAAUACUGUAACGCCAUCCCUCCUUCAAAAGACAUCUUGAUCGUUGUCAAAACUGGCGCAAACGAGAUUCACGAUAAGCUUUCCACGCAGCUUUUAACCAGUCUCCGCUGCUACAAGGACAUCCUAAUCUUCUCCGAUCUCGAACAACAGAUCGGUCCAUUCGACGUCCAUGAUGCCUUGAAAAAUGUUUCAAACGCAAUAAAAGAUCAGAGCUUAGACUUCGAAUUUUAUCGUCAGCUACAAGACUAUAAGAAAAAUGAUCAAGAUAUUACCACCCUAGGACGGAAUAGCAGCACAGCAGCGUGGGAUCUGGACAAGUACAAGUUCCUCCCCAUGCUGGAAGAAACAUGGAAGAUACAACCCCACCGAAAGUGGUACAUUUUCAUUGAAGCCGACACUUAUCUAGUUCGCACGAAUUUACUACUUUGGUUAGAACGGCAGGAUCCAUCACAGCUGAUCUACUAUGGCUCUCCAACCUCUAUCAACGAUAAAACUUUCGGGCAUGGCGGCAGUGGCGUGGUUCUGUCUGGAGCCGCACUAUCUCGGUUUGCCGAGAACGACACAGGAAUCGCUGCACGAUAUGAUGAUAUGUUACAGUCUGAAAAAUAUGGUGAUUAUGUUCUUACGAAGGCCCUGGGCGACAAGGGAAUAGCGUUCACUGGUCGCUGGCCUAUGCUUCAAGCUGAAAAGCCAUCAACAAUACCCUUCGGGCCUGGGCCAGACAGUGAAGUGAGGCACUGGCGCCAGCCAAUCGUUACCAUGCACCAUGUUACUCCAGAGGAAGCGUGUGCUCUUUGGAAAUUUGAGCAGCAACGGAAGAAUCCAAAGGAACCUCUUCUUAUACGAGAGCUCUACCAAGACAUGGUUGGCUCCAAGUUCUACGCGGAACGUGAGGAUUGGUACAAUCUCUCUGAUGACAUGUUUUACCGAGCCCCGGGCGUCCACAACGACCGCCAGAAAUCUCCCGAAGACAUGUCGGCGCUCGAACGCGAGGCACACCUUUCUUUCGAGCAUUGCGGCCGAGCGUGUGAAGAACAGCCUCGUUGUUUUCAGUACAGCUACUCGAAUCGCGAAUGUGGCUUCUCCUACUCUUACCGGUUGGGCAGGAAGCGAUAUCCCGAGUCUGGCACGACGUUCAUGUCCGGCUGGAAUUUGGUACGAAUAGCCCAAGAUCAGUCUGAGCAUUCGUGUCCUUCUCCUGAAUGGUUGUGA
Messenger RNA from Exophiala bonariae, 1377 nucleotides. RefSeq lists its product as uncharacterized. Bases 1 to 1377 code for a protein of 458 amino acids. The transcript is spliced from 2 exons. The record is from RefSeq and is a predicted model, not a curated record. Lineage: Eukaryota; Fungi; Ascomycota; Eurotiomycetes; Chaetothyriales; Herpotrichiellaceae. Gene Ontology annotation, molecular function: N-acetylgalactosaminide beta-1,3-galactosyltransferase activity.